Messenger RNA from Ipomoea triloba (trilobed morning glory), 2839 nucleotides. Its product is annotated as O-fucosyltransferase 27-like. Lineage: Eukaryota; Viridiplantae; Streptophyta; Magnoliopsida; Solanales; Convolvulaceae. The coding region runs from base 443 to 2452 and encodes 669 amino acids. The record is from RefSeq and is a predicted model, not a curated record. Gene Ontology annotation, cellular component: Golgi apparatus; endosome; cytoplasm. The transcript is spliced from 12 exons.
AUCAUUGACUUGACUCGAUCCAUUGUUUGAUUUCGGAUAGACUAAGGCGAAACAGUUGCCAACUAGAUUGUGUCGUUAUUCUGUUACACAAAAUCAAAUCAAAAUGCAACAAGAAAAAUCCAAAUUCAACCGCCGUCAGCGGCGGUGAAUGUCGUUGGUAAACCGGAACAGUAAAAGCGGCGAGCGGUGGCGCACCGGCCCACUGAAAAUACAGUCACAUGGCGCAAAGUGUAGCCACAAAAACAAAAUCGCUAGAAGCGGAUCGGACACAGCCCACUAGGCCAUUGGUCCAAUAUUCUGCUUCGUCUUCUUCCUUUCUUUGGCCGUUUCACUACAUUCUCUGCGUGCACUCAUUCAAUGAGAUUUGUUUUCUUUCCAGAAAAGAAUCCUUAUUAGUUUCUUUCUUUCACGGCGAGCUUUACUAUGAAAGCUAGGGAGCAAAAUGGCGUCGAAGAAGAUGAAGAUGGUUGCUUUAGUAGGGCUGCUUGUCUCUGCUUUCUCUCUGGUCACACAUAUUCGUCUAGCUAGACGUACUUAUAUGGAUGCCAUUUCAGACUACCGGCAGUCUUUCGUCGCCGUCUUCUCUUCCGGGCGGCGAAUUUUUGACAAUGCAGACCUUCUCAAGGCGAAUCCUACUUAUAGAAGACUGUGGGGUGCAGUAAGGCCUCUUGAAUCAUUAUACCCUGAUGCCAAUCCAGGACAGAAUUAUGCAGCUCCUGAACCACAAUCAACUGGGUUCAUCUUUGUAAGGAUAAGAGGGGGUUUCCAUGAGAUAAGGAACUCGAUUUCUGAUGUUGUUGCAGUCUCGCGGCUUCUCAAUGCUACACUUGUCAUUCCCGAGAUCCUAUCUACCACAAGCAGUAAAGGAAUCAGCUCACAGUUCAAGAGUUUUGCCUACCUAUACAACGAGGAUCAUUUCAUGGAGGCUUUGGCAAAAGAUAUCACCAUUGUGAAAGCCCUUCCACCGAACCUCAGAGAUGCAAGGAUAAAGAAAAAGAUUCCUUCAUUCAGAGUGCCCUUCUCGGCAUCUCCUUACUAUUACCUGCACCAUGUUCUCCCAGUGUUGACUCAACGUUCAGUAGUCGAGCUUGUUGUUUAUGAUGGUGGAUGCUUGCAGACCCAACUGCCUCCCGAUCUGCUCGAGUAUCAAAAACUGAGAUGUAGGGUUGCUUUUCACGCACUAAAGUUCCGAGAAGAGGUCCAAGAACUUGCAAAUAAAAUUAUGAAAAGGUUAAGAGCUUUGGGACAACCCUAUAUAGCGUAUGAUCCCAGUAUGACCAGAGAGGCUUUGGCGUAUUAUAGCUGUGCAGAACUUUUUCAGGAUGUACAUACAGAGCUCAUCCGGCACAAGCGAUUGUGGAUGAUGAAACGAAGCCUUGUGAGGGGAAACCUUUCAGUAAAUUCUUUUAAACAACGUCUCAAAGGCUCGUGCCCGCUUAUGCCCGAAGAGGUGGGAAUUCUUCUUCGGGCAUAUGGUUACACAUCAGACACAACGAUUUAUAUAUCGGGUGGAGAGAUCUUUGGUGGACAGAAAAAGUUGAUUCCUCUUCAUGCUAUGUUCGAGAAUGUUGUUGACAGGACAUCCUUAAGCACUCCAUGGGAAUGGAGUGAAAUAUAUGGCCGUGAGACCAGCCUUAUUGACAAAUAUUCGCCUCCACCUUCGGUUGAUAAAUAUGCAAAGUUCGAAGCUUGGGAAAAUUCUGGCCCGCGUCCUCGACCUCUUCCACCUCCCCCCAGGCAACCUAAAUUGUAUAACAUUGAGGGUUGGUGGGGUUGGGUAGCUGAGAGUGAUAAAGAGCCAGAGAGUAGUGUUGAAGAAUUGAGGACUAAUGCUCAUAGGUUACUGUGGGAAGCAAUCGACUACGUAAUCUGCCUCGAAGCAGAUGCAUUCAUUGCUGGAUUUGAUCGUGAUGGUAAAGGACACCCGAAUCUUGCUAGCUUGGUAAUGGGGCAUAGGCUUUAUCAGUUUCCUGCGUCUAGAACAUACAGGCCAGACAGAAAAGCAAUUGUGGAGCAUUUUGAUGCGAUUAAGGAUCAUUUAUAUCAGGCCAACCAUACUUGGAUAUCAUCCAUAAGAAAGAGCUUGAGAAAAAGUUUGGUAGAUGGAUUGGUGAAAGAAUCCAACAGAACCAAACACAAAUCUCUUCUCGCCUUUCCCAUUCAAGAGUGUUCUUGUGUCGGGCAUGAAUCCAGUACUGAGAGGUCAUUCCAUUCUCAGAUUUAUGCUUCUCUCGGAGUUCUGCAGCGCUGUCCUGGAUGGAUGGAUGCCAACGCCAUAUCUCAGUCGAAGGAUGAAAGUGAAGACGACCCUCGUGAAGAUGACUCCAUUUCUUCUGGAUUGUUGUUUCAGCACAGCAACGAUGAUCACGAAGGUGAUAGUGGAGAUAUCAUAAGCAACAAAGAAGAAGCUCUAAUGGAGGAUGAAGACGAAACCGAGGGGGGAGAAAAAUGAACAUAGGAAACAUACUUGUCGAGGCUGGAGAUAGCAUGCUAUCUCAACUGCGCUAAAUACUAUCGAGCAGGACAGAGAUGAGAAUCUCGUUAACGAGGAGAUGCCUCUAGGCUCUAGCUGAUCCAAAUCGGUUUCAAUGGUUUGGACCAUUCAAAAAACUUGAAGAUCCAACCAAAAGGAACACAGACAGCCGGAAAUGCUCGCGAUUCAGCUCUACUGGAAACCGCUUUGCCUGGCCCGAGUUUGGUUGGCAUUUUGGUCUCCGGUUUCUGCUGGAAACUAUUGUAGCCAUUUCUCCCUCCUAGCCCUUUUCUCCCAUAGCCAAAUCCCUGAAACAAAUCCCCAUCAACAUUUCAUUAAGUCCAACAUAAAAAACAUUUGAGAAAA